AUUUCGACGCCCCAACUGCCAAGUCUUACGCCAAAUCCAUUCGUGGCGACCGGCGAGCACAUACAGGGACAUACGCUAACCAACAACAAGGUCGCCGGCCUCACGCCCUGAGAAGCACCUGAGCUGUCCAGCAGUAUUUGUCCGCGAUCGAGAGCGUCCAUAUAUACAACUUAUUCGAUUCCCUAGAAUCUUUCUCGAUCGGCGCCAUCGCUCGCCGGCCGGUCCGUCGAUCCAUCUGGGGACCGGCCCGCCAUGUAGGAGGACUGGAGGAGCACCACGACGGCGGGGGCGACUGGUGGUGGUGGAAGAGUUGUUGGGGGGAUCGACGAUGGCGGUGCACGUGGUGCUCCUCGCCGGGCCUGCGGUCGUCGGCGGGUUUCUGCACGCGUUCAAGUUCUCCAUCCUGCUGUGGCCGUUCAACCUCACGCUGCCGCUGCUCCGCCACCUGCCGCGGGUCUGCGCCACGCUCCGGGCGGCCGCGGCGCACUUCGACGCCGAGCUGCGCGCGUUGCUGAGUGGCCGCCGGCAGAGCGCGCCGGUGCCGCAGCUGGACCACCAGUACUCUGCGCUCCGCCCCGUGCAGAGACGGCCGGCGGGACAGCUCGUCGCGCAGGCCAUGCUGGCCCUCGUCGACGUUUCCUACUGAUUCAUGCCUCAUCGUCAAGGUAGUUGGUUCUUGGUUGCAUUCUUGAGUUGUUCAGGUCUCCGCGCUCUGGUCUGGCGGAGCUCCUCUUCGAUAGGCUAGUGGUUAGCCAUUUUCGGUCGAGCUUGCUUGCGCAUAGGCACAUAGCUGUUCCAAAAAAAUAUUGUACCCUUGUAUUCGUCAGCUGCGGCGUUUGGCUCCUACGAUCCUGCAUUGUGAUUUGUGGAUUUUGUAAUCUUUUGUGAAAUAUGGACUGCAAGGAAUUUAGAUCGAA
This is a messenger RNA of Aegilops tauschii subsp. strangulata, 917 nucleotides long. RefSeq lists its product as uncharacterized. The record is from RefSeq and is a predicted model, not a curated record. Lineage: Eukaryota; Viridiplantae; Streptophyta; Magnoliopsida; Poales; Poaceae.